Haliotis rufescens (red abalone) is the source of this 2448-nucleotide messenger RNA. RefSeq lists its product as uncharacterized. NCBI's taxonomy places the organism in Eukaryota, Metazoa, Mollusca, Gastropoda, Lepetellida, Haliotidae. The record is from RefSeq and is a predicted model, not a curated record. Bases 69 to 1877 code for a protein of 602 amino acids. The transcript is spliced from 4 exons.
CGCAGCUAUUGAGUGUCGACAAAACAUUGUAAGAAGGCAGUGUGCUGAUACCCAGGUGGAUUUGUGAAAUGCUUAAUAAAAUGAAAUGGACACUGGUCUGUUUCACUUUGAGCUUGUCAAUGGACGGUCUAUACAGUGAGACGACGGUAACGAUCCACCCACAAUGGUUGGCACAGGGAGGUAGUGCUCGCUAUGACAGUAACAGGUGGAACAAGCACAAUGGUCUGGAUAGCACAUCCCUCAUUCCAAACUGCCGGAGCAUUCGGACUGAUAGUGGACGCUGGAAUAACAGAGAUUAUAAUGCUCGCCUGUUCCAAGACUGGCCAGAGGACCCCAACAGAAGUGGCUACCCAGAUCCCAACUACUUGAAGAAUGCCACCAAGCAGAAGGAACUGUUUUCCUUGUACCUUGCUAACAUUAACAGUGGUUACGAGAACGACGUGAUCAUGACGUCGAGAGCUCUAAACUGGCCGAACUGGAUGAACCAGUCUGAACAUGAAGGUCAGUUCCCCAACAACGUCGAUGCUGCUGCAGAGUUCCUGAUGUUGAUGGUGCAAGGCGUUUACGACUUCACCGAAGGACAGAUCCCACCCUACAUUGAACCCAUUAAUGAACCGGACCCAAAAUUCAACAUUUUGAACCUCACGACUGCCGCCAUGUUCCACAAAUCAGUCGCAGAGAAACUCCAUGCAAGGUUUAACAUCAAAGUUGCUGGUCCUACACUUGACGGUUUCGCCAGAAAUUCGGAUAGAAACAACUUUACCGACUGGAAAAAAGUGGCCAAUUUCAUGGACAUCACUAUGGACUUUUUAGACGUGUUUUCCUUUCAUUCGUACAACUCACUUACUGUUUCGGGGAAAUCUCACAAGUUUACUGGUAUGAAUGAAGCACGUCUGGUAGCAUUUGUUGACCUGGUUGAAAGCUAUGCCUCUCAGAAGACCGGAAAAAUUAUCCCACUUGUUAUCAGUGAAUAUGGUCGCGGAUCCGUGGAGGGAAUUGACAAAUAUGCUACAUCAGGUAUAGUAGACUUUUCAACAAUAUACCAAGCCAAUGCCCAUAGAUUUACCCAACUAGGUCUCAGGGAAUACAUUGACAGAACAGUGGUGUUUCUUUUAGCCAAUGAAAAAUAUCCGGGACAUGAUAGUCUCAACUGGUCACUUUUCACUCUUCAAGGAAACGCCACACGUAUUGUCGACGUCUUCAAAUUUUGGUACAAAUUCGCAUCAGGAUACUACUUUAUCAGAACUACCAGCCAGUAUGAUGAACAGGAACGAACUGUAUCGCCGUUAGCAAUGUCAAGCCCAUUGAAUAACGAAACGGUCGUUUUCUUGCACAGCUAUUCUCAGAAGUCACAAUCCGUCAAGCUAGACUUUGAAGACGGCUGGAUCAAGCCAACCACUGGAGAAGCUACCUGUAUCACCAUCAAGGACGAAUGGUACCCAGUCAUUACCUUUAAUGAACCCUUCGACAUCCAGAAGACCCAAGGAAUGGUUGAACUUCCUCCUGAAGCAACAUGCCACUUGAGAUUUAAAACCCCUUCACACCAACUGCCUUCAGUCACUCUCAACGAAACCACAUACUACGGAGCUGAUACACUGAUACCAAUCAAGGGAAAUGUCGCCUUAACAGUAAUAUCUCUACCAAAUGGUCAAUAUCACAGUGCAAGACUGAGAGUUUCUGCCAGUUGGCCGAUUAAUGAAACAAACAGUGUAUCAUAUCUUACCUUCAACCUCCACCGCCUUGACUCGUUCUAUAAGCUGUAUGACGCCAACAUAUUGGAAGUACCACCUUUUGGGAGGUCUGGGAGUUUGCUGUCCCAACCUCCCUGUUUGUCACCGGGCAUAACCAAGUACAGAUUCACUUCUCUAACAACAUGACAGCGGGACAUGUUUCUUCAGUUGCUCUUGUCACAGCCAAGCUGGUCCCUUCUGAUUUGAAGUCAUAAUAAUGAUAACAUAUCUGACAAAUUCCCCAACUUUGACAGCAUUAAACAAAUUCCAUUAAUAUCUCAUUGUUUCUAUCUUCCCUGUAAAAGGGUAUAUAGGUCCGAUUAACUAGUGCGUUGCAUUCUGUGAUUGUUUGGUUGUUGUGUAACGUCGCCAUCAGCACUAUGACGGAGCAAGGAAAUUAAAGCGUUUACUGAAUAUGCUGCAUAUUUUGAAAAAUACUGUCAGUUUUAUAGAGUUGGCCCACUGAGAAGCCAUGCCACACUUUAACAUCGAUACCAAAGUCAACGUGUACUGCACGAAUCCUUGUUAUAUCCCAAAAAUGCCGAGCACCAGGCAGUGAAAUAAUAUAUACCAUUUCUUAACGUCUUUUGGUAUGACCCGGCAAGGGAAUCGAACCACAGACCUUCCACUAUAUAGGUGAUCUGUCCACGAGACUACUGAGAUGGUCUCUAACUCUUUAAGACUUAAAACCAUUAUAAUAAAAACGUCUUAUUGGAAA